Molecule: messenger RNA, 1446 nt
Organism: Etheostoma cragini (Arkansas darter)
Lineage: Eukaryota; Metazoa; Chordata; Actinopteri; Perciformes; Percidae
Product: proteasome subunit alpha type-6-like
Exons: 7
Coding region: 200-940 (246 amino acids)
Biological process (GO): ubiquitin-dependent protein catabolic process
Cellular component (GO): cytosol; proteasome core complex; nucleus
Source: RefSeq, a predicted model, not a curated record
UACUAAACUAUAACUGAAAGAGAAAGUAAAAACCUCUCAGGGAGAGCUCUCCAUUAUUCUGCUUAUCGUUCGGUUGCAGCUUAGUCAUGAUCCUUACUAUUAACUGACCGUCUAAAAAAAGACUUGUCAAUUAUUUAGGACGAUAUAAAGAUACAUUUAGUGCGGAGAAGUUCAUCUGAGGUCACGAGGAGAGAGAAAAAUGUCUCGCGGUUCAAAUGCAGGUUUCGACAGACACAUCACCAUAUUUUCACCCGAGGGCCGUCUCUACCAAGUCGAGUAUGCCUUCAAAGCCGUAUCUCACAGUGGACUGACGUCGGUGGGGAUCCGGGGGACAGACAGCGUUGUGGUGCUCACACAAAAGAAAAUACCUGACAAACUGCUGGACUCUUCCACUGUGACCAACAUGUUCAAACUAACCCCUCGCAUUGGAUGUGUGAUGACUGGGAACGGCGCGGACAGUCGCUCGCAGGUUCACCGGGCACGAGUGGAAGCAGGCGAAUGGAAAUACAAGUUUGGUUAUGACAUCAUGGCAGAUGUGUUGUGUCGCAGGUUGGCCGAUAUCUCCCAGGUCUACACACAAAAUGCCGAAAUGAGGCCUCUUGGCUGCUGUAUGAUCAUGGUGGCUAUAGACCCCCAGCAGGGUCCUGUCCUGUAUAAAUGUGACCCCGCAGGCUACUACUGUGGCUUCAGAGCCACUGCAGUUGGAGCAAAACAAACUGAGGCCAAUAGUUACCUGGAGAAGAAACUGAAGAAAAAGCCUGAUCUGACCCACGACAGGACAGUACAGUUGGCUAUAACAUGUCUGUCCUCUGUCCUGUCCUUGGACUUCAAGGCCAGUGAGCUGGAGAUUGGCGUGGUCACCAAGGAAAAACCUAAAUUCAGGAUGCUGUCAGAGGAAGAGAUAGAAGCCCAUCUGGUUGCCAUAGCAGAACGGGAGUAAAGGUGCCAUCACAAACUUCAUCAUAGCAUUUCAUUGUUAGUGUGCUUGAUUUAGCCCAAUUUAGCAAUACUGUUAGCAGCUGUCUAAAAAACGAACACAUUUGUGUGUCCAGGAGGGUUUAGCAUGCACACCUGAAGCAGAAAGUUUUUAAAGAGAAAGGUUUGAUUUGACAUUUCUAUUGGGCUUUUAAAGGGAAAAAUCAAUAUACACCAAUAACACAAUGUUUAAAUUGUGACACAAGAAACCAUCGUUAGUGGACAACACAAGCAACACAUUCCAAAUCCAUACUUUGCAACAUGUGUCUGUAUGAAAUAUUAAAGUCAUUUUUUAUGACCUUAGCUGGUUUUGUUUGGAUGUGUACAGAUUAUUUGUCAUACUUACAUAUUUAAUACUAUAUAAGCCUUGUUGUCAUCUCCACACUUGUAAAGUUGCAAUAAAAACAGCCAUCCUUCAUUGUUAACCCCUUUCAAACAACUGUUAUCAUAAAUAAAACAGACUAGAAAAGA